AUCAAUCACAUAUAUCACUCAUCACGUGUUUAACUUCAACCUUGGUGGUUGCGAGACAUCCUUACCUCAUUCUUGGCAGCUUACCUAUCGCAGCUACAACUGCGUCAUUUACCCGUGCCCCUCAUACGACAAAAAUCCAAGAAGGCCCUCUCCAUCCCAACUCACCUCAACUACAAUUGCACUCCCAAUUAUCAGAUCAGACCCCCAAAUCCGCCAUCAUGAAAGUCGCCUUCUUCAGUACCAAACACUAUGACGAAGAAGCAUUCAACAAAGUCAAUGCAAGCCUCGGGUCCCCACUGGAUAUAACAUAUCUUCAGCCCUCACUGAGCAUCAAAACCGUUGCGCUGGCGAAGGGGCAUAAAGCCGUUUCGUUGUUCGUGAACGACACUGCUGAUGCUGAGGUUUUGAAAGCUUUAGCAGAGUUGGGGGUUGAGAUUAUUGCCUUGCGUUGCGCCGGAACCGACAAUGUCGACCUCCCCACUGCCGCCACUCUCUCCCUCACCACCGUCCACGUCCCCUCCUACUCCCCCCACGCCGUCGCCGAAUUCGCCGUCGGCCUCCUCCUCACUUUGGUCCGCAAAUACCACAAAUCCUUCAACCGCACGCGCGAAGGUAAUUUCUCCCUCUCCGGCCUCGUGGGGUUCAACUUGAACGGCAAGACGGUUGGGAUUAUAGGCACCGGGCAGAUUGGGAUGUUGGUGGGGAAGAUUCUGAGUAAGGGGUUUGGAUGCAGGGUGUUGGCUUAUGAUUUGUAUCCGAAUCAGGAGAAGGCCAAGGAGUACGGGGUUGAAUAUAAAUCCCGUGACGAGGUUCUCAAGGAGGCGGACAUCCUCACUCUCCACUGCCCGCUCACACCCUCUUCCCACCACUUACUGAACAAAGAAACCCUCGCCCUCACCAAGCGCGGCAUCGUCAUAAUCAACACCUCCCGCGGCGGACUAAUCGACACCAGAUCCCUGAUCCGCUCUUUGAAAUCCGGCCACAUCGGCGCUCUCGGCCUCGACGUGUACGAAGGCGAGAAAGAGUAUUUCUUCAAAGACGGCAGCGGGGGAGUCAUCCAAGAUGACGAUUUGACAAGGUUGAUGAGCUUUUAUAAUGUGGUUAUUAGUGGACAUCAGGCGUUCUUGAGUAGGGAGGCGCUGGAGGCGAUUGCGGAGACGAGUGUGGGGGAUGUGGUGAAGGUGGGGAGGGGGGAGGUGGUGGAGAGGAAGGUGCAGGUUAAGAAGUAG
Molecule: messenger RNA, 1229 nt
Organism: Pseudogymnoascus verrucosus
Lineage: Eukaryota; Fungi; Ascomycota; Leotiomycetes; Thelebolales; Thelebolaceae
Exons: 4
Coding region: 219-1229 (336 amino acids)
Molecular function (GO): oxidoreductase activity, acting on the CH-OH group of donors, NAD or NADP as acceptor; NAD binding
Source: RefSeq, a predicted model, not a curated record